Messenger RNA from Linum tenue, 2087 nucleotides. Lineage: Eukaryota; Viridiplantae; Streptophyta; Magnoliopsida; Malpighiales; Linaceae. The record is from the annotation of a GenBank genome assembly.
CCUCUCGUCAUAUCUCCAUCCCCAUUCUUCGUUUUCUCCGCUGUCGAUUCUCCUUCCUCCCCUGCAGGCUUCGACCCUUCUGUCUCUAAUUAACCACCAGUUCCUCAGUCUCCUUUUUGAUUUCACCUUGUAACUCAGUCGCCUCCAUCGCUUUAGCUCCCCAACCUCACAUGACUACCUCUGUUCCUCUGUCACAACGACGUUGAGGGAAGCCAGUAGUAGGUGGGAAAAAUAUAUGCCUUCUUCCAGUGCCAAUUUCAUUGAAAAACAAUGGUUGCCGACAUACCAGUCCGAUGGAAUCCGCGCUCUUGAUUUGGAAAUUCACGCUCUGCCAAUUCAUAAUUCGCGACUUUUAUACGGUUUACUGAAAAAUUCGCGCUUCGGCGCUCUAGCGCAGGAGGGGAGCGCCAGGCCAGUUUAGGCGAAUUGGGUGACCUAAUUCGUGCCUCAGCUACCUAUCAUCUCUGAUCGCCGCCCGCAAAAUUUCGGAAACAGCGACCGUGGCACUUUAUUCCCUCUGCUAUCCAUUUCUAUCCACCAUAUCAACAAUUUUCACUCUCCUUCUUAAACUUUCGCCCUGAGCUCCUCUCGACAGUUCUCCGACGAAACCCCUGGCCGAGUUUUGUUAUAUGGAUCUCUGGGUUUGUGUCUUCAAAUUUGAUAGCCAUUGACCAGGUUGUGGAAGUAGGUUUUAAGCUGCGCUGCUGAUGCUCUGAAGCCCGCGAUCGAAGUGGCGGUCCCGAAUGGCAUUGAAGAUCGCUUCUCCUGCUGUCGCUGAGAUCUCUAAGUAGGCCCAAGGAGCCAUUCAGACCACCGGCAUUGACAUCCAGCCUGUAGUUACUGCGGCCAAGGGAUUUUGAAAAAAUGGAGUCAGGAGAUGGAGCAUUGUCAGCAACCUCAUUGGAUGAAUCAAUAACAUCCUUCUUCACCUCGGCUCCUCCUCUAAAAGAGAGUGAUAAUUUGAGAGAAAGGGUUAUGGAGUUCGUCGAGCUCAACUCCACCAUUGCAGCAGCAGGGGAUGGAGGGCACAGGAAGGUUGUCUGCGUGACAUCUGGUGGCACCACGGUUCCACUGGAGCAACGCUGCGUUCGUUACAUCGAUAAUUUCAGUUCAGGCCAUAGAGGAGCAACAUCAGCAGAGUACUUCGUUAAGGCUGGUUAUGCUGUUGUAUUUCUACAUAGGAGGGGAACCAUCAUGCCGUAUACCCGUUCUCUUCCUGAAGAUCCACUGCUUGAAUGUCUUGAGCUUGAUGGCGAUUCCAGCAUUCGAGGUUUGAUUGAAUUUCUCUCUCUGAUUACUCAUACUUCACCUCAUCUUCCACAGGCUGUGGCAGGAAACCUACUGUUAAAACUUCCCUUCACUACUAUAUUUGAGUAUCUUCAGAUGUUACAAAUAAUUGCAAAAGCAAUGAAGCCGCUCGGGCCACUUGCCAUGUUUUAUCUUGCUGCUGCAGUUUCAGACUUCUAUGUUCCAUGGCAGACCAUGGCAGAGCAUAAGAUUCAGUCCGCAUCCGGGCCUUUGGAUAUGCGACUUGUUCAAGUGCCAAAAAUGCUAGCAAUCCUAAGGAAAGAAUGGGCUCCACUCGCUUUCUGCAUAUCAUUCAAGUUGGAGACAGACUCGAAGAUUCUUUUGGAGAAGGCCGACAUGGCUCUUAGAAAGUACAAGAUGCAUAUGGUGAUAGCGAAUGAACUGUUGACGCGUAAAGAAGAGGUUACUGUCGUUACUGUCGACGGAAAGAUCCCGGUAUACCGUGACAAAUCGCAACCUGAUUCUGAUGUGGAACAGCCCCUAACUGAACUCAUUCGGAAUAAGCAUUCUACUUACAUCAAGAACACUAAUAGGUGAUUUUUGUCCAGCCAACUGCAGAAAGAUCUAUCUAUGAAAUGUACUUUUACAUUCUGUGAACACUAGUCAUGGCCUCAUGGGUUCCUUCAAACUUAGAAAUCCUUUCUUGCUGUUGACGUUGGGCCAAGAAUAAAUCAGGAAAAGAACAGAGACUCCAUAUGCAAACUCUUUGCUGUUUGUAUCGUUCAUCCAAAACUUGGUGGAAGUGGGCAAUUUUAUUAGCCCUGUGGUCAUCAUUUGCU